Messenger RNA from Acanthaster planci (crown-of-thorns starfish), 3405 nucleotides. RefSeq lists its product as uncharacterized. The record is from RefSeq and is a predicted model, not a curated record. Lineage: Eukaryota; Metazoa; Echinodermata; Asteroidea; Valvatida; Acanthasteridae.
UUGUCGUCUGUUAUCCCCCGGUCUGGAGACGUAUAAAUCUAAUUUAUCAAGUAUCAAGAGAAACUUAGCUGCUAUUGAAGUUUUAAGGCUUGGGAAUGACAUAGGCCAGACUGCACUUUAAGCUGGUAAAGAUGAACUGGGUUGGUGGGGCAAGGAACAGACUCAAAAUGAAAGAUGAAAAGCAGCGACAAAAGGAAUUCUUUGAGAAGAUGAGAUAUGGAAACAAAGUGAGACAAUUGAGCAGAUCUUCAGCUCCCCAAAAGGCGAAACUUCCAGCAAGCCUUGACCUGCUGUCAUUACAAGCUGCCGACUAUAGUGCCACAAAGUUUAGAAAAAGUGAUACCAUGAAGAGUUCGAAAAGUAAAGUGAAGAAGGUUGAACUAGACCGAAGCAAGGGGCUCUUCCCUUUUCAUCACCACCAUGAUGAUUUGGAGCUUCCCAUGUCUCCUUGUGCCCCAUCCAAACUGCAACUAGAUGAUUUAGAUCAAAGCAGAAAUCUUGAUGGCCGUCAUCCUAAAGAGGUGACACCACAAGCCAACACAGUACCCUUUGUAUCACCAUCACAACAAAUAGACCAGGAAAUCUACAGAAUAAAAACUGCAGAGGAUUCAAAGUUACAGUCUCAGUGUAGUGGACAAAGUCAUCUGAGCUUCCAGCCAUCAAGCCCAUUUCACAGCACGCCAAUGGCACAAGAAUUCUUCAAUGCACCACAACAACCCUUGAAGCACCAAGGGAAACACUUUGAGGAUCUGUUCUUCAGCUUUGUACCCAGUGACACCUCGAAACCAACGCAAGACCCGCCUGAGGAAUUCUCCGCAAUCAGUAACGACGGUGAUGAGUUUGACUACAGCCCACUGUCCUCCAUUCCAUCUGAGUCAAGUGUUACUUCAUCCCUUACUGUGAAAAGUCCUUCUUCCCAGUUUAAUUCUACAAUUGAGCACAACCAGGUGCCACUUGUCUCAAAAACCAGCACCCUACCGUCACAAGGAAAACAACUUGAAAGUUCAAGACCCAUCUGCAGUCCCGUAGAUCUCACACAGCAUACAGCAUCAUUUCCAAUAAUGAUUGACAGCCUCCCCAACGAGGACUACAAAUCAGACUCCAGCCUCUGUGGUCACAAGCGGGAAUCUGCCCAGGCACAAAAGCCGCUGGACAACCCUGGGUCGAAUCAGCAACAAGUUGAUCUGAUGUGCAAAGAGAAAGCCAGCUUCUUGUCGCCGUUCUGUAAACAGGCGGAAGUUUUCACCUCGGCUCAAGUGAGAUCAAGAAAAAGAAGGCUGGGCUCAGAGAUAGCUUUCUCUGAUACACAGAGUUGUGAAAAAUCUGCAAGCUGCAUAGGACUGUCAGAAUCAUCAAGCAACAUGAGCAGCGGAAGAGCAAUAGAAAAAGAGCAAAAGUGGUUGAGAAAGGAUGACAUUGCUUUAAAUACAGUAGGAAACUCCUUUGUAUCAGGGCACAAAUUUACAGAAAACUCAACCACUGGCAAUGAUGAGAGAAAUGUUUCAAAAGCCCCCACCAAGGCAAUGAGCAAAGUGUGUGAACAAGUUCUAAAGGAGGUUCUACAACUUGACAGUGAAUUGUGCCAACACAGCCCACUUCAUCAGGAUUCAUCUUCACACCGAGGAUUACAGCCACCAUUGAUGGAAGUCAUCAAUUUACCAGUCAAGCAAAACAAGCUCGAAAUGGAAAAAUUCAGUUGUCAAGUUGCUGAGGAGAAAGCCGUUGACGAGAAACUAGUCGAUGGACAUUCAAAGGAGUCCUGUGAUCAACAGGUACCGAAUCAGAGCCAAGAGCUUGCUGAAUCUACACCCACGGGUCGCACGCCAGUGAAGCUUGGCGAGUUGCAACCGAAUGCGAGUAUCGAUGAAAGUCAGAUCCAAGAGUACACGGAGAACUGCGAAAAGCAAGGUGAAGGAAACGGUGCCGAUUUGUCCCAUGAUGGUGCGACAGAAGUACAUGUACACGAAAAAGUUGCUUACCAUCAGAUGUCUGCUAACAAUGAUGGAGGCACGGAAGAAUCAGAAAGUCAGUCAACGGGCACAGAGCCCGACGUUGAAACGCUCGAUGACCACAUAUUUAGGCCUCUGUGUGAGGACCAGGCCACACAAUGCAACAUCUACAUCAUUCCAACUGAAACUAAAGCGACUCUUUGUGAAAUCCAGGAAUUUACAAGUGAAUCACAGCCUGGAAACCGCAAAAUAAGAAAAUCAGAGCCAAUGUAUGAUGCAUACAAUGAGUGCACACUUUCAUGAGAAUUGAGCCUAAUACCGAGUGUUGUAAAUAUAGGGCUUUGAAUUAAACCUCAUUACAUUUAGGAGAAACCUUGUCUUAAUAGAUCACCAGAUAUGAUUUCUUACCAGUAAUUACAUUUAAAAUAAUAGGGUGUUGCCCUUCUCCAGUAGCAAAAAAAGAAGGGCAAAUUCUAAAUGGAAAAAAGGAAAGUGUAGUGUCUUGCAUAACUUUUCCUACACUGCGAUAUUAUGUAGUCAAAUAUUGGCCGACAUUCACCACUAAUAAAUCGCUCGCAUUUUGUGCGUGAUCCAUCAACCCUUCUAAUGAAGUAACCAAUACAAUGCACACCAAAUCACACGUUCAGACAUGAAAUACGCUUUACUUACAUUAUUAGAAUUAGAAGUAAAUUGUUCUCUUGCCUGUGGCAUAUCUAUUUCGAAAGUUCGAAUGUAUUGUGAUGUGGGUUAAAUUAACACACCUUUAAACAUGAUGUUGGUAUUUUUAACAGCAUUAACAAACCGAUUGUGUUCCGGACCUGAUAUCUGAUCUAUAAGUUGUACUUAUGUCAGCGUCAUAUCGACGUAGUUUAUUCCAUCCAGCCUGAAUGCACUGCUUGAACUUCAACUUUUUGUCUGGCUUAGGUCAUCUGCCGGCCAAAUACAUACAGAGAAAAGAGCGCGUCGCGUGAUUCGUCAAACCGCCUUGAUUACAACAGUCAAGUCUCAUUUGACGAGAGUCUCAGGGAACUGCCGAUGCAGUGACAAAUGGUGAUUACAUUAUGCUGUUCAUUGCUGCUGCCAUGCUGCCACCCUGCAGACUGCUAAGAUUCCGACGUCAUAUUACAAUGAAAAACUCAAAAGUUCAAAUUCGGCCAUGAUAUUUCCUGGAUAUUUUAAUUUUAAAUAAAGUUUUUGAUCAAUGUAAUUUCAAAGGGAAAUGGGUACGGCGCCAAUUUUCGGAUGCAGGUUGAUGAGAAAUCAGAACUUAUUUUCAUGUUGCCUUUCAUUCUGACCUUGUCUAAACUGUUGACUAAUUUUUCUGGCCAUGACAUCCUCGGUAUGUUAGAGUUCAGGUUGAGAUUUGCCUGCAAGGAGCAUCGGUGACGUCAGGUUUUUUUCCAAGAAGGAAUAUUUCGGGAACGCCCACCAGCAUGAAACCAUAUUGAACUAUUAA